UCCUACUUAACGAGCAUAAGUACUAAUGAUGUUAAUAGACUCUGCUCGUAAUAUUAAUUUAUCAAUUUUUUUUUAAUCUCCUACUCUUUUAUCUACAAUAAUCCUCUUGCAGGCAAGCCAUGUCAUCUCUUAUCUCACAAUCUACAGCAACGCUCCUCCAACCUUCCUUCAGUCUAGGACUAGCUAAGUGCAAAAUAUUAGCAGAGCAAAGUGCUGCUACGAAAAAUCUACAUAUUAAUUGAUGCAUUUUUUUUUUUCCUUUUCCCAUGAUGCAUUUCACUGCCGUGGUCGGUUCUCCUGUCUACAACGUGGAAUUGAAGUGAAUGGCUUCCACGACUUUAUGCACUUGUGCCUGUUCCCAUGACCUCCGGCAAUGGAAUAGAGUCAUCAAACUAAGGUUAUCAGAGGGGAACGCCAUGGAGGCCAUCAUCAGAUACACGGAGGCACAAGAGUUGGGCGUAAUCGGCGAUAACUUCACCUUCCCACUCCUCUUCAAAGCUGCCUCCAAUCUUUCAUCCUUGCUGGCAGGAUCUACCCUCCAUGGCCAGGCCAUGAAAUCUGGCUAUUCUCACCAUGCUUUCGUGCAAACUUCACUCAUCAACAUGUACUCCUCCUUUGGCUUCGUAGACCAAGCUCGCCAGGUGUUUGAUGGAAUGUCUCAGAAAGAUAUUGUUGCUUGGAACUCCAUUCUAGAUGCCUAUGCUACUUGCGGACAGAUGGAUGAGUGCAUUAAGCUGUUUGAUUCGAUGCCUCUCAAGGACCAGGUUUCCUUCAACAUCUUGACGUUUGGUUAUGCCAACAUUGGCAAGGCGGAUGAGGCUGAGCAAAUAUUCAAUUCAACUCCCUCGAGAGAUGCUUUCACCUGGAAUUUGAUGAUCUCUUCGUACGUGAAAGCGGGCAGGAUGGAUUUGGCUCAUGGUUUGUGCGACCGGAUGCCUGAGAAGAAUGUUGUGUCUUGGAACACCAUCAUCGCUGGUUACUUGCAGAGCAGGAGCUGCAACAAGGUGCUUGAUUUGUUCUAUGAGAUGCAGGCUGAAGGCUUCAAGCCUAAUUAUGUCACAUUACUGAGUGCCCUCUCUGCAUGUGCUCAUAUGGGGUCUCUGGACAUGGGCAGAGAGAUCCACAUCUGUGCCCAAGAACUUGGACUCUCAUUGAUACCACAUGUGGCAACUGCCCUUGUGGACAUGUACACCAAGUGUGGAAGCAUAGAAGAGGCUCUAAGAGUGUUUUACAAGACUCAAAACAAGGACAUAUAUUGUUGGAACUCUAUAAUCUGUGGCCUUGCCUUGCAUGGUUAUGGCAAGGCUUCGCUCGAAAUUUUCGAGGACAUGCAGAGUAGAGGAAUAAAACCCGACGAUAUUACUUUCAUUGGUCUUUUGAGUGGAUGUAGCCAUGCUGGUUUGGUGAAUGAAGGCUUACAUUUGUUUGAGUGCAUGGAGAGCCAAUACGGGUUGUCGCCCAAGUCGGAGCAUUAUGGAUGUGUGGUCGAUCUUUUGGGGCGUGCUGGCUGCAUUGGCCGUGCUUAUGAGAUUGUGAAGGGCAUGCCUUUUGAGCCAGGGGUGACGGUCUUGGGUGCAUUGCUUGGAGCAUGUAUUGUUCAUAGGAAUGUGGAGGUUGGGGAAGUGGUGGCUAAGAGCAUUGCAGACAGAGGCAAUCAAAUGAGCAGCGGAGAAUAUAUGAUGCUUGCUAGCAUGUAUACAAUGUUUGGUCAGUGGGAAGAAGCGAGGAGAUGGCGAGAGCUGAUGAAUGAGAACUGUGUUACUAAAGAACCUGGUUGUAGUAUGAUUGAGGUCAGUGGCAAGGUUUAUGGAUUCUUAGCAGGUGAUACUACAUAACUCAACUUCUAAUUGUUCAAUAUGAAGGGUUUAUGGAUUCUUAGCAGGUGAUACUACAUAACUCAGACUUCUAAUUGUUCAAUAUGAAGGGAAGUUAUGGGCGGUUAAAAAUUUUGGAUGCA
Elaeis guineensis (African oil palm) is the source of this 1957-nucleotide messenger RNA. Its product is annotated as pentatricopeptide repeat-containing protein At2g29760, chloroplastic. Gene Ontology annotation, molecular function: RNA binding; protein binding. The record is from RefSeq and is a predicted model, not a curated record. Gene Ontology annotation, biological process: RNA modification. NCBI's taxonomy places the organism in Eukaryota, Viridiplantae, Streptophyta, Magnoliopsida, Arecales, Arecaceae.